GCAUUCAACCCGCAUCUGUCAGCGGUUCUAUUAUUUUGUCUGAAUGACGACAGUCUAUUUUUGAAAAUAAACUAAAUAUAAUGCGAUUUGCAUAAUAAAGCCAUUGAGGUCUGAAUCAAAAAACCGGAUCGCGGGUGCGAUAAAAUGGCUUCGACAUACGUCCUGUCGUUUAUGUUCAUACUGACGCAGUAUUUGCUGCUGAACUGUGCGUCGGCGGCCGUGCAUAACCACCAGGUGGAUACCGUGGAGCGGGAGAGCGAUGGCAGCUUCCGAGCGAGAGACUUCGAGCACUACGGAGACUCCGGACAUAAUUCAGAGUUCGACCACGAAGCCAUCUUAGGGAGCGUGAAGGAGGCUGAGGAGUUUGACCAGUUGAGUCCUGAGGAGGCGAAACGCCGGCUCGGCGAUCUGUUGGUGAAGAUGGACCUCAAUGGAGAUAAGAUGAUUGACCGGCUUGAGCUCAAAGAGUGGAUCUUAAAUUCUUUCCGAAAGUUAUCCAGAGAAGAGACAGAAGAGAGGAUGAAGGAAGCAGAUGAUAACCGUGACGGAGUAGUCUCUUGGAGUGAAUACUUGUCUGAUGCUUUUGGAGUGGACUCCGAGGAGGAGAUUCUGCCGGAAGACACGGGGGACACUGGCAUGCUGGUGCAAGAGGAGAAACAGAUGUGGGCGGCGGCGGACGCCAACGGCGACCAGACACUAGACAUCGACGAGUUUGAGGUUUUCACGAAUCCGGAGGAACACGAGAAGAUGCACGCGUUCCUUCUCGCGCAGACGAUGAGGGAAAAGGACAGCAACAACGACGGCAGCAUCAGCUUCGAGGAGUUCAUCGGAGACCGGGGUGGUCACGACAAAGCGUGGAUGUUGGCGGAACGCGACAAGUUCGACCAUGAGCUCGACGCGGAUCGCGACGGGAAACUCAACACGGAGGAGAUUCGUCGCUGGAUCAUACCCGAUAACGACGAAAUCGCACUAGAAGAGGUGGAACACCUCUUCGCCUCAUCCGAUGACAACUCAGACGGACGUCUCAGCUUCACAGAGGUCCUCGACCACUAUCAUCAGUUCGUGGGGUCAGAAGCUACGGACUACGGCGACCAUCUCAUGGGAGACCAUUUCGACGAUGAGCUCUAAGCGAGGUAUAUGUACCAACUUUAACGGGGCUACUCGUCAGGUUACUGGCUACGACCAUCUCAUAGGUGACCGUUUUGACGGUGAACUCUGGCGAGAUCUACGUACCAUCCUAAUCGGAGAGACUACCCACUAUCAGUUCGUGGGGUCAGAAGCUACGGUUUCGCCUGGGUAAAUGUAUUUUGCUAAUGGCACUAACUCCAUCGGAGUUUGUACAUAAGUAGAGUAAUUCUAAGUAGAAUAGUGUAUAUUGUAAAGCAGUGUUGAUAAUUAUCUGUUUCUGAAUAUUUCAUUUUAGAUCAAUUUUAUUUUAUUGACUUGAUUUGUUUUACUUUGAUUCUACAUAAAGGAUGUUAGAAAUUCAAAAUUAUUAUUUUGUGUUAAUAUUUACCGUUCUGUAUUUUAAUAUUUAUGUUAAUUCUAUGUACGAAAUAAUAAAUAUUGAGACCAUAGUAGAGACGUCUAGGCAUAAGUAGUCAUACAUUUUUUGGGAAUGUUAAGUAAUGAAUAAUAAUAAAAUAUAAUUUAUAAAAAUGUAAACAACUACUAGCUACCUAAAUGCUAACUUGUAGUACCUUGACUGCCAACAAAUUAAAUAGCUAAGUUUAUCUUAAUUAUGUCGUAUUUUUACGUGUAUUUGACACAGUUCUCGCAUAUGUUGAAUCCGUUAGAUGACUAGUCAUUACAGCAUAAACAAAAGAAUACCGUCAAGUGAGGUAACUGGGGACAGAGGGAUAACUUUACAUUUUCUUACUAGGCCAGAUGCCCCGAUUCUGACCACUAGCACCAUAUUUGGCCAGUUGAAAUUUUAAUAAUUUUAUUUGAGUUUUUAAAGCUUUAUAUGGUAGAAUUGAGUUUGUAAUGGUAUAUAACGAAUAAAUUUAUUUGAUAUUAAGUUUACACAUUAAAUGGUCAAAACCGACCCAGUGGCCAGAACCGGCGUCUGUAAAACCGUACCUUAAAAACUCCCUAAUUCCUGAUUCUAACAUUGUAAAGAGUACACUGCUGUCAGCCACACUUUGGAGUAUUUUCUUUGUCUAAUGUUACCCCUCAUGUCCCCAGUUACUCCACUUGAUGGUACUAAAAUUUAAAGGGAUUAGAAAUAUUGUACCUGCUAAUUUAGCGGAAGUAGAUGGCGUUGUUAGUAAGCAUAAUAACUUCCACUGCUUCAGUUACGGUAUACGGGCGUUUUCUAAAAUAAAUAUUGAUAACCUGAUUCUUUCAAAUCUUGACAUUCGUGGGCUCAUUCUAAGAAUCUACAGCAUUCUCCAUCCGACCAUUAAAAAAAGAUGUCCCAAAAUGUCCAUUCCAUUACGUCAGGUUUUAGUGUGAUAUUUUUUUCACUUGUAUGUGCGUGACGUAUGAAAUGUAAAAUUUUCAUACAAAUUUUUGGGACUUUUUUAUCAUCAGGAUUGAAUAUGCUAGUGCAUUUGAGUUCAAAGAACCCAAAAACACCAGGAUCUGUUAGGAUCAGGUUUUCAAUAUUUAUUUUAGAAAACGCCCAGACCUGUUCUAAACUGAAACAAGUCUUCAUGAUGAACUGAAACCAACUGAGACCACCUCACCAUAAAAGGUUAAUUGAAUGUAAAUAAAGGAUACUUGUCGCGAGGCAUUUCGUACUUUGACCCGCCUGUUCCUAUCUCUAUCGCACGCGCAUAAUUAUAUUGUCAUCUCGCUCGCACAGUGUGAUUGAUCGUCGUCAUCAGUGUGCGAGACAGCAAUUAUAAUUACGCGCGAGCGAUAGAGAUAGGAACAAGCGGGUCAGUGCACGAAAUAGGGUUGUUGACAUAUGUUGAAUUUUAUAAUUAAAUCUAGUUAAAUAGAUAGAAAAUGAGCAAUUUAUAACAAUAAAUUGGAAACUUAAAAAAUACAAGACCUCAUUUUCAAAUAUUUUUUUAAAUUCCAAAUAGGAAAUAAUGAUACCAUUCGAUUCAUUACAUUUUAUUAAAAAAAUAUUGUAUACCUGGCAAUAAUAUACAUAACCGCAAUAUUUCACCGACAAAAUCGCAAUUUUCUUUUUUUUUCCACACAUUGAAACGGCUUCUAAGCAAUAGAGACGUUACAUGGUGACGUCACGAUGUAAUUUUGUUAGAAGCGUUUUGUCAGUAAAGUGCGGGUGCCAGACUUUGACUAUCAUUUGUGACUUUUGUAUUGCUUUAAGGCAAUAUUUAGGUCCCAUACAGACAUUUGAUCCUCAAAACAAACCUGAUCGACUGAUAUCAUUCAUAAAAAAUUGUCAAAUACCCUGUUCCUCGUCUUUCUUCAGCAUCUAUACAAUACUAUUGAUAAUUCAAACUUUAGUUUUUAGGACUAAUCAUAACAUUAUUUUGUAUGAAUAUGACAAUUGACAUAAUAAUUAAUUAUAAUUUCUCAAACAUAAAAAUAUUUUUAAACUUUAAACACCAACGUGGCCUAUUAUUGUUGUCACAAGGUAAAACAAGCAGUCUAAAGGGGUUUUUUCAUUAUUAAACCCUAAGUAUCCUAACCCUUAAUUUGGCACCAAUGGCACCAAAAUUGGUAGUGAGUUCAAGGAAUAGGGAAAAUUACAAAUUUGUAUAACCCCUGAUAUUAAAGUGAUAGUUUGAUUGCCCUUGUUUGUCCAGCCGAUUUGUUAUUUGGGGCAUUUUCUAUAAAAAGGGACCUUAUUGUCGAUGGCGCUUACGCCGCACAGCGUCGCGCGGCAUUGUAUUUAUA
Messenger RNA from Cydia strobilella, 3819 nucleotides. Its product is annotated as reticulocalbin-2. The record is from RefSeq and is a predicted model, not a curated record. Bases 145 to 1128 code for a protein of 327 amino acids. Lineage: Eukaryota; Metazoa; Arthropoda; Insecta; Lepidoptera; Tortricidae. Gene Ontology annotation, molecular function: calcium ion binding. The transcript has 7 exons. Gene Ontology annotation, cellular component: endoplasmic reticulum.